Molecule: messenger RNA, 5852 nt
Organism: Brienomyrus brachyistius
Lineage: Eukaryota; Metazoa; Chordata; Actinopteri; Osteoglossiformes; Mormyridae
Gene: gabrg2
Product: gamma-aminobutyric acid type A receptor subunit gamma2
Exons: 10
Coding region: 413-1840 (475 amino acids)
Biological process (GO): signal transduction; nervous system process; monoatomic ion transmembrane transport
Cellular component (GO): GABA-A receptor complex; neuron projection; postsynapse
Molecular function (GO): benzodiazepine receptor activity; transmitter-gated monoatomic ion channel activity involved in regulation of postsynaptic membrane potential; inhibitory extracellular ligand-gated monoatomic ion channel activity
Source: RefSeq, a predicted model, not a curated record
UUUGACGUGCGGCUGGGUUCUUACAGAUCCAGGAGAGCAAUCCUCUAUUUUUCUCUCUCGCCGGCUCCGGCGCUGCGCGCUUUAACCACGCAUGUGUUCAUCAGUGCUGCGGCAGCGUGCAUCAGCUCCUCUUUGACCUCACACUUAAUCUGCAUUCAGGCACAAGCUCAAAUAUUUCCUGCCGCUGGAUUUUAGAGUGCUGUUGCAUUUAUGUAAUUUCGGGAUUUUCCCCUUAAUAGCCGCGCACCUCGCUUGUGAAUUUUCUUGUUGCCUCCGUAGCAUCGCACCACAGCACGUCUUAUUCCGACCCCAAAUGCUAAUACAGCCCGCUAUGUGCGUAAUGUAUCACACCGAAGGAACACACUAAAAUAAAGGGACACGUCCAUCCGCUAUAAAGAGAGGAAAAGGGAAGAUGGUGAUCAUGGCUCCUCCAAAUCUCUUAUUCUGCUCAAACGCGAUGGCGAAGCCUGCUUCCUUUAUAAAGAUCAUUCUCUGGGUAUUUAUAAUCGCCCAUCUUCCUACAAGCUCUCUCCAGACUGACAAUGACGACGACGAGGUGACCAACAAAACGUGGGUACUGACUCCGAAGGUCUACGAGAGUGACGUCACGCACAUCUUGAACAGCUUGCUAGAUGGCUACGAUAAUAAGCUGCGACCGGACAUAGGGGUGAAACCAACUGUAAUCCACACCGAUAUGUUCGUGAACAGUAUCGGCCCAGUGAACGCUAUUAACAUGGAGUACACCAUCGAUAUAUUCUUUGCCCAAACGUGGUACGACAGGCGUCUGAAAUUCAACAGCACGAUGAAAGUGUUGCGACUCAACAGCAACAUGGUAGGAAAGAUCUGGAUCCCCGACACCUUCUUCCGCAACUCCAAGAAGGCCGACGCACAUUGGAUCACUACACCCAACCGCAUGCUGAGAAUCUGGAACGAUGGCAGGAUCCUCUACACCUUGAGGUUGACCAUCGAUGCCGAGUGCCAGCUUAAACUGAACAACUUUCCGAUGGAUGAACAUUCCUGCCCCCUGGAGUUUUCAAGCUAUGGCUACCCCAAGGAGGAGAUAGUCUACAGGUGGAAGAGGAGCUCCGUGGAGGUCGGCGACAUCCGAUCCUGGAGGCUGUAUCAGUUCUCUUUCGUUGGGCUGAGGAACACGUCGGAGAUCGUGAGGACGGUGUCAGGUGACUACGUGGUCCUGACUGUCUUCUUCGAGCUGAGCAGACGGAUGGGCUACUUCACCAUUCAGACCUACAUCCCCUGCACCCUCAUCGUCGUCCUGUCCUGGGUGUCCUUCUGGAUUAACAAGGACGCCGUGCCUGCAAGGACCUCCUUAGGUAUCACCACGGUGCUUACCAUGACGACUCUGAGCACCAUCGCCAGGAAGUCUCUACCCAAGGUGUCCUACGUGACGGCCAUGGACCUCUUCGUGUCCGUCUGCUUCAUCUUCGUGUUCGCGGCCCUCAUCGAAUACGGCACGCUCCACUACUUUGUGAGCAACCGGAAGCCGAGCCAAAAAAAGGACAAGAAGAAGAAGAACCCGCUUCUCCGGCUGUUUUCCUCAAAGACCCCCACAGUAGACAUCCGCCCUCGGUCUGCCACGGCCAUCCAGAUGAACAACGCAGCUCACGUGCAGGAGCGCGACGAGGAGUACGGCUACGAGUGCCUCGACGGCAAGGACUGCACCAGCUUCUUCUGCUGCUUCGAGGACUGCCGCUCGGGUGCCUGGAGGCACGGCCGGUUGCACAUCCGCAUCGCCAAAAUAGACUCAUACGCUCGCAUCUUUUUCCCGACCGCCUUUGGCCUCUUCAACCUCGUCUACUGGGUGUCCUAUCUCUAUCUCUAAAUCUCGCGCACGUAGCUGGCCUUAACAUAUGCCGAAAAAGACCGUACGUUUCCGCGCUCCUUAAAAAUCCAACGCUUCGCAGUCCGUUUCCAUUUUGGUUCACGUGUUUGUUAUCGACACUUGUUUGCCGUUGUUUUAAAAAAUGAAGCAUCUGGUUCGAGAGAAAGUUGUAGCAAAACUUGAUGGAAGAGCGAGGGAUGAUAUCACUCGAUGCCUUGAAAUGCAGAGAGGUUUUUUCUCCCUUCCCGAACAAACGUUAUAUAAUUUCUCCACAGUUUCAUUGUUGCCAUGGCUCUGUUUAGUCGGAUGAGUUAGCAAGGUGGCAGUGUAAAUGGGGGGCGUCACCCCGUGUGACCGUCAUUCUGCAGGAUAGUUGCUGUCUGAAGAAUCUUUGCUGUUCGGAGGCGUUUUGGCUAUUUAUUUAUGCAUAUUUUUUUUUAUUUUAUCCCGCCAAUCGCACUCAGAUUUAGAUUUUAAAUUCCGAAUCGAAAAAUUCCACCAUAAAUUGACAAUUUUUUUUUUAUUAUUCUGAAUAUCUGCUUUUUACCUUUCAUCACAUAUGUUAAUUUAUCCAUCCAUCCAUCUUUAUGCUGCCUCUCUCAAUGAGGGUUAUGGUCACAUGUUUUGUCAAAAUGUCAUGAAUCCAGAAUGCAAAUUAGGCACGACUUAAGCAGCAUAGAUUAAUAAACAGUGAUUAUGAACCAAUGGUUAGAUUUCUCAGUCAAAGGUGUGUAAGAAAGAGGAAUCCUUUUUUAACGAAUCAUCAGGUCUACAGUCAACUGUAUACAAACUGUAUAUAUUUUAAUAUUGACUAUGUUGUAGUGGUUUGUUUAACGCAUGCAUCUAUGAGGCCAAAAACAAACUAACUUAUCAAGGUCUUCUACCGACGUCUGUGGAAACAAGAGGAAACGUUGCACAAGAAACAUAAGUAGAACAUUUUACUGAAAAGCAUCAGAGAAGAAACAUUAAGUUUCCCAUAAACUUGAAACCAAUUGCCUUUGAUGCGUUAAUAGUAUUCUUUCUUUUUCAUUAUUCCGGAAUGCGAGAAAACUGACUUCAGUCCUUUAUAAAGGAUGGUUGGUAUUGAAAAUGAAACUGUAAAUGAUCCUACAGGUAGGGAAAUUGUAGUAUUUAAUAAUGUCUUUGAUAAAUACUAUAUUUUAUAUCAAUAUUUUAGCCAAUUUUGUCAUCACACAAUUUUUUUUAUGUCAUUUUCCAUUAUUACCAAGCAGCUCUGAAAAAACGGACAGUUACGCAACAUAAAUGUUUUCCUGGGAGUUUAAUUAUAAGUGCACCAUUUAAAUUAAAAAAACAUGGUUGAAAAUCAAUGCGACGCAUAAUGACGGGGACGUCCAAUAAGAGAGGAGUGCCAGCAUGACCAAAGAUGCUGUUAAGAAAGGAAAGAUACAGAACUGCUAUUGGUUGGUGGCAAUACAUACAGAACUACUAUUGGAUGGUAACAAAACAUACCAAACUGCUAUUGGUUGGUGACAGUGGUUAGGAUGGUGGACCGGACCAUGUGGUAUAAAAACAGGAAACGUGGGAUGAAUCUGAAUAUGCUUAUUUGAGCAUACUUGUGUUCUCAUGUACCCCUUAUUACGUCAUUUUCCAUUGCCUGAAGACCAGGUCCUAUACUAAGAGCAGAAGCAUAGAGGAUGGUAAAAUUCCCCGGAUGUUAUCCUUGCCUUGCCCCAAAUAUCAAGGAUACAUGUGUGGCAUUCCUCACCAAAUGAGACCAAUCCCAUGAUUCAUUGAUCCCCAAGUUUGUUCUUGGAAAGCGAGUUAGCAAGUCCAGUCUUGCCAAGAUCACAAGUACGGUCUUGGUAUUGAGAUUCACCCUUGGCGUUUACUUGGGGGAAAACAGGAAGUGGCCCUUUUUGCAGAGGAAUGAAACGGAGUCGGAAAAGGCAUGAAGGUUUGUCUGGGGACAUGGAACAAGUCUGCAAUCAGGAGGAUUGUCGCUUCUUUCAGGUUUCAUGGGGCGGCUGGGCUAUCUAUUUGUACGUGUUGCAAGGAACAAUGGACAGGUGGAAUUAUUUAGCACAAACCUGGUUAGCAGGUCUGCCUUCCUAAAACACCCAACGCACUUCGGACAGACAGCUAAUGCAUUUUUUUUUUGUUCAGUUUUGUUCAACCGGGUGUGUUUCCAUUGUUUGUUUACAUAUAUAUGCCCCCAAUUAAAAGACAAACCGUAUAAGCUAUAUAGGCAAUUAACCUGUAUUCCCACUGAGGAAAACUCAAAACAAAAACAAACAAACAAAAAAAAGAUUGGCUAGGCUGGAGGGAAAAAUGGACAGUCUGUGACAAUUUAUUUUUUGUUUGUUUUGCUUUUUUAAUUUUUUUAUUGCUUUCAUCAGUAUAGCUUUAAAUAUGUUGUUAUAUCGCUUCAUUGUGUAGUACGUGCAGCAUGGGAAUGACCAAACAAAAUCGAUCAGACUAUCUUACUCUUACCAGUUUGGCAUGGUACACUCUUUGAAGCAACCAGGUUUCUGCUGUAAAUCCGUGUGUAUUUUUACGUGUCAUGUUCAUGUAAUUCUUGAGAAUGUUAUUCUGCAUAAAGAAUUCAAUCAAGAAUCGAACAGGCCAAUCGCAACAUGCAGUACGAGUAUGUUUCAUUACAUUUUAUAUACCCAGUUACUAAAUUUGAAACAAAAACUGUCCUAGUCAGUUAAUCAUAUCGACGAGGUUUUGACUUACAGUGUGAGUGAAGUGAUCCUGUUACGUUGUACUUUUCGGCACCGUUCGUCAGUGUUACAGUGUUUCUUUGUUUCGACAACUACUGUGUGCUUCUUCAAGCACGGAGCCCUUUUCUCACACCAUGUCACUUUGUUUUUUAUGACAAUAUCGAGAAUGAGAGGUAAUAGCAGCUUUAGGAACCAAUGGGAGAUGUAUUCGAGUGGAGUUUGUAUAUAAUUCCGAUGUCAUACUCUCCCAUCGCUUGCAAUAGACCAAGUUUUUCCCUUCUGGUCUCCCCGUCACCUCACUUCUUACCACGUUAAUCCACGGCUGUAUUAGGCGUCACGUUGAAAUCGCCAAGCUUUGUCUUUGUACAAGUUGUUUUGUCUGAAGUGAAUAUGUGUUUUCAUAUCACAAAGAAGGAACACAUGAUAAAUUUCAGUCAUCGUUGUUUUUAACGCUAAAUGUAGGGGAAUGUAAAUGUAUAACAGAUAUUAAAGUGCCAAAUUCAAAUGCAAAUUGAUAGUAAUAUUCGCUUAUGCAAUUAAAACACUAUGAUGAUCUAAAUUACAUCUUGUUUAAAUGCAUUUAUUGGUCAAAAUAAGCUAAGCUAGCAUUUUUUGACUGACAAAUGUAAUAACCGACAAAAUGCAAGACAUUGUGUUAAAACUCGUGAAUAAUAAUUAACCAUUAAUGUUUUAAGUGGAUUUCUUCCAGAAUGUUAAGCUAGUUUGUACCAAUUUCGAUAAAUUCCCUUUUGAAUAAUGCUUGAAUAUUACGAUACCUUCAAUAAAUGGCAAAAAUGAAAAAUAUUUUGGCAUUUAAAAUUGCGGAAAUUUAACAUAUCAGACUUCCUACAUAUAAAUCCAGUCCUUUGGCUUAUGUCAUAAAAAUCAACACAGAUAAGGGAAAGGCAUAAAAUACUACUACAGGGACAAUGUGAAUUAUUUAUAUGCUACAUUUAGCUGUCAGACAUGUAGACAGAUCAUCUACACCAGUACAUCAGAUGCUCAAGGAUCAUGAAAUGACCAGGGCACAAAAAGGAGUAUAUUUGAAAUGGACCCUACAUGUGGAUCGCAUGUAAAUAAUAGUUAUAUUUUCUGACAUCAGACAGUAAUACAGUGUGUCACACUUGGGCUCAGUAAAUGAUCGCCAACAACUGGAGGAUGACUGAUCUGGAUAAUUAUUCACCUGCUGUGUCUCCAAGCUUGGGUGUGGUACAGAGAUCCCCAUAGAUACUAGUUCAGGUGUUCACUGUAUGUACGACAGAUAACCCUUUUCAUAAAGGAACUGCAUACAGUUGUGGAAUUUUACAAUAAAAAAUUUCUGCAUUCAA